AUGAAACUGAGCACAAUCGUCCUGUCUUUGUGUGCCACUGGCGCCGCCGCCACCCCACCAAACAAAGCCCAUCAUAAUGAUGAGCGUCCAGCCAGCUCGUCGGGCAGCGUCCUUCCGUGGUGGCAGGGCAUCGCCUCGCUAGAGCCAAUCCCGUCCGCCCUCGUCGCAGCCGGCGAGGCCAUUCGGCACUCCACCGUGGAUGCCGCUGUCAGCGCUACGCGGCAGAUCCGUGACCAGGCCCUCGAAGCGCUCAGUAGCCUAGACCGCCCCAAGCACCCCAAGACCAAGCUCACCACCGUCUACCAGACCUUGCAACAGCUCCCAGGCGCUGGCAAUUUCACCAAGCUCCUCGACGAUUUUCCCGACUUGGUAGACGCCCUCAACGGCACCAGCGACGACGGCGGCGAGCACACGCUCUUCCUACCGCUCGACGACGCGUUUGACAAGAUCCCCGACAAGUUCAAGCACCCGAGCCACGAAGCGCUCGGCAAGUUCCUCCACUACCAUGUCGUCCCCGGCACCAAGAGGGCCGUCGACGUCCUGACUAGCUACACGCUCGAGAGCGAGGCUGUCGAGCGCGGCCUGGGCGGCGAGCAUCAGCGCAUCCGCGUCGGCGCCAGCCUGGCCGGCGUCACCCUCAAUGGCUAUGCCAAGAUCAAGGCCGUGGACAUUAAAGCCACCAACGGCGUGAUCCAUGUCAUCAGCGACGUCCUCGCGCCGCCGCCGCCUCUCGGCCCGAUCCUCACCUUCUUCCCGGCUUACUUCUCGACGCUGCUUCUCGCGUACGAGGUCACGGAUUUUAUCAAGUUUGUCCACGGCCAGCACAUUGCCGGCAGCACCUUCUUCGCUCCCAAUAACGACGCCUUCAAGAGCCUCGGCCCCAAGGCCAACGCCUUCCUCUUCAACACCAAGAAGGGCGUCAAGUACCUGGACGCCAUCCUCAAGUACACCAUCGCCCCCAACGCUACCGUGUACAGCGACGCCUUCUACGACAAGCGCACCGCCGCGGCAGCGCCUCCGCAUCAGGACCACUACACCCUCGAGACGUUUCUGCCCGGCGCGUCGCUCGGCGUCGACAUCGCCACCGUGUUCGGCUUCCGCGUCAUCAACGUCAACGGCUUCACGGGCGUCAAGUUCCACGACGCCGUCGGCAGCAACGGCGUGAUUCACGUGGUGGAUAAGGUCAUCCUGCCGCCGCACAACGGGAAGCACGUCGAGACGGCGGACAUUAGCGUCGAUAACUUGACUGACAUCCUCGCCCCCUAUGUGAGUUUGGGGCCGGAGGACGCUGCUUGGGAGGAGCUGUAA
This is a messenger RNA of Cordyceps fumosorosea ARSEF 2679, 1308 nucleotides long. Its product is annotated as Fasciclin domain family protein. NCBI's taxonomy places the organism in Eukaryota, Fungi, Ascomycota, Sordariomycetes, Hypocreales, Cordycipitaceae. Gene Ontology annotation, cellular component: fungal-type vacuole membrane. The coding region runs from base 1 to 1308 and encodes 435 amino acids. The record is from RefSeq and is a predicted model, not a curated record. Gene Ontology annotation, biological process: macroautophagy. The transcript has 2 exons.